AAUAAAUAUUAAUUUUCUAAAUUUUUAGGGACCCCACAGGCCGGAUAGAAUGGUCUGGCAGGCCGCAUCUGACCCAUGCGCUGCAUUUUGCCCACCCCUGCUCUAGAUUCUGUUCUUGCAUCCAUGUAAAUCAAUCUGAGUUGCCUGAUCUAAUACAUUGUAGGGUGGAAAGCAUAUUAGUAUUUAGAUAUAAAAUCCAGUGUAGCUUCAAUCACUGAAGUCGCUUAGGAUCUUGCUCAUUAUCCAUAAAUUUUAGUGCGCCAAUUUUUAAAAUGCAGAUGAACAAGGCAAGUAGGUAAUAGUAAUCAAUAUUGUUCACCUUUUAACCUUCACUCUCCCUCACAUUUUUUCUGCUGACCUCUUUUUUGUGAUGUGUCCAAUUUAGAUUGUAAACUCAUCUGCUUUUAAAAACUUUGCCUGCAAAUCACCAGGCACAACAGUGGCAGGAGGGAAAUAGCAAGAAACAGUCCUAACCUUCAUUCUGGGACUGCUGUGCUCUGUUAACCAGAUGCCACGUUCCCACCCAGAGGUGGCUGCAUUUCAGUGGAGGGCGAAGUGAUCUGUGGGUAAAUCGAUCCAAUCCAGUAGCAAUUCAAGUAAUGUUCUGUGGAGUAGUUAAAACCAUUCUGCUGUGCCAAGCUUUUCAGUAUCUUUCAACUGAAAUUUCCAACUAUUUGAGUUGGUCUAAUAAAAGAUAUCAGAUUUACCCAAAGAACCUUGUCUGCCUAUGUCCUUAGACCAACCCAGCUACAACCUACGCCCCUGUAAGUUUUUCAGUAUUACAUUUCAUCAGGCUGUGUAAUGCAUUCCGCCAGGAUAAAAACUGAUAUCUUAUAUUCAUGUAAAUUAUUAUUACUUCAGUUAUAACCAACGCUGGCAUUAACCCUGUUAAUUCCAGUGAAACACUUUUUUGGUCACCCUGACUACAGAACCGGUCCAUUAGCAAAGAGAUUUUUGCAUCCUCUUUUGUUUGUUCACCCAGAUCACCACUUCAAGUAAAGUAGCCACAAGUGAAAUGACUGCAUCGCCAACAUGAAUGCCAAAAGAAGUACUGUCAAACUGUUUGAGGAAGUUAAAGCAUCAGCUCCAGAAAUUCUGGCCCAAAUCAUCCAGCUCCUUGCAAAGUGCCAUAAGAUGGGCAUUCAUGUGCCUCGAGGGAUCAAAAACAUCUUUGAGUUCACCUGGGAGGAGCUAAUACUAACACCCCCCAGGAAAGUUGCCACUGGUGACUUCUUUCCCAUUGUCCACUUAUCUCCAGCCUUGGGAAACUUAUCCUCUGGCUCUCUCUGCAAGCCCCACAUUGCAAAAAGAACUACCAUCAGAGGUGCAAGACUAGAGCCAAAGUAUGCAUCUCCUUCAGCUGAAAAUCAGCAGAUACUCUUCAGGUUCCAACAAAGGUCCAUCCACCUGCUGAGUGAACUCCUCAAGCUGAAGAUGCAGGCGAUGAUCAAUUCCGUUUCUCGUUACAGCACUGAUGACACUAGCAAGAAGUUUUUGGAAGCCGCUCAGCUGCUGCGCCCCAGGAAUCAGGAGGAGGCUGCUGAAUUAAUGGCACAAACACCCAAAAAAAAAGUGUUACACGGCAUCUACAGGACCAUCCAGAUUUCUUCCACCAUUCAAAUCGUGCACCAGGUCCCCAUGUCCUGCAUCAGCUUCUCGCUUUCAUCAAAGACGAACAAACAGCUACAGCCUCACCCUUCCUCUAAAUUUAAAGCCGUGAAGGAGACACCACCUGCAUACCAGCAGUUUGAUCCCUGCCCUGAGGCCAGACAGAAGCUCAAAGAAAUGUGCCGACGUAUAGAGGAAGAGAAUGCUGCAAUCAAAGCCAAGGGCCACACCAGGCCUCUAAUACUGCGCAACUAUGCGGCUACGCUCGUAUCACCGUCCAUUUCUGUCCGGAAAGCUAGGACUGGUGAACCACAGGUUCGCCAGCCCACAGGUCCCAAGUCUGACGAGAUGAAGUUCUAUUUUGCCUUCCCUGAUGGGGGGUCAUUAAUUUUGUAUCCUUCUAUUGAGAGCAAAGGAGAGGGUGGACUAGCAGAAAGUAGCCAGCACUUACCAGCUAAGUGCAAGGGUAGGCUGUGUUACCCAACAGGAAAUAUUGCUGUUUGCCAGCUCCCUUUAUGCUGCAUGGGAAAAUGUAUCACCCUUCUCUUUAAUGAUUUUCCAAGUCUAGAUGUUUUAGCUUGUUUUGCAGCUGAAGGCCAGGCAUGUGUGCAUUAUUCCUUCAAAGCCCGCUGUUCACUUGCAUUAAUGAUGGAUCUUGGAGGAGGAAUUGUCAGGGACAGAGAUGGAUAUGUAACUCAUGAAUGGACUUGGUCUUCAGGGACUUUUCAAUCUUUAGAAUUUCAGAUAAAUGACCAGCUAAAACUAAAAGUACUUGGUCAAAACACCAUGACAGUUUUUUUUACCUCUUUGGGUGAGACCAUCCAUCUGUCUCUGUCAAGAUCUGCAUGCCCACAUGCAUGCAAAGUUGACAAACGGGGAUUUUCAAAAACCAGCAAUAUUGAAGAGAGUGAACACCAAUUAAAGAGAGCCUUGGUAGAGAUUAAGAAGCGAUUCCAGAGGACAGUGAAACAAUUUAUAAAUGCCAUUUUGAUGGCUUCAGGUUUAUAUUCUAUAGAAUAUCCAGUCCUACAAAGAGCAAAGCAAAUGAAGUUCAAAACAAAGGCAGUGUCACCUCAGACCUGGACUCAAGGAGUGAAAGAAAAGGAUGCUUCAGUGGCUUCAGAUACAAAAAGACCUCAAAAACCCUCAAGCAGACAAGCUGAACAAAAGACAUCAUCUUCCAGGCUUUCUAGCAGAGCAGCUGAUAAAGGCAGAUCUCACCUGGCUAUCAUGACACAACCGAAGCCUGCACCAAGGGUUGAAAUUGUUGCAGCUGGAGAUAAGCACUCUCCCAGUGCAUGGGCUUCCUCUAUGGCUGACUGCCCUAUUGUGCUUCGGAAGCUGCUGACCAAAGAAGACACUGGACCAGGCUGCAAGUGUAUUGUGAAAAUCCCAUUUGUUACAGACUUGGAGUUUGACAAGUUUAUCUCAGCCCCCAGAAAGUCCGAUCAGAUCCUGGUGAUCUUUGUCUUCUCAUCCCAAAGUCCUGCCUGUUCUCCCAUCUUGGAGGAGACCUUACAGAACCUGUACAUAGAAAAACAGCAUGGGCGCCCAUCUCCAUGCAUUCAGUGCAAACAUGACUCUUACCGUCUGUUGCGGUAUGACAUGGACAGCUCCGCAAGACAACAGCCACCGCUACUUGUGCAGAAGCACGCUGUCACCCCAGGGAUGGUGCUGAUGUACGCUGGAGGGAAGCUGCUGUUUGGAGGCUAUGUUUUCAACGGAUACGGCUGCAGCAAGAAGGACCUGCUGAAACAGAUCAGCAAAGCUCGUCUCGACUGCAAGAUGGGCCACUUCCUGCCAGAGAGUUUCAAAUUUAGCACUGUUCCCUUGGAGGACCAUUACCUAGAUACAGAAAUGAGCAAAGAAAACAAACUGAAGAUAGUCAGCGAAGAGUUUUUUCCUAUGGACAAGGACAAAGCCCCUUCCUGCACAAAGAUUAAUGAUCUUGACAAGCAUGAAGUGCCUCUUGCCAGUGCAAAAGCAGAAGAAGAGAAACUCAAAGCUUUGGAAAGAAAAAGACGGCUGAAGAAAUAGUGUUGCCAGCCAGGAGAGAGCUUAUGCAAUAAACAAAUCCACACGUGUAUAUACUUUGCACAGCAGUGCCAAUGCAGCUACAUUUCUCCAAAUAUACUCUGCCAUUAUUUCAAUCUGUUAUAUUCUGAUUGCUAACAACAGGGUGUAUUUACUUUUCAAGCCUAAGUAUAAAAGCAAAG
Messenger RNA from Alligator sinensis (Chinese alligator), 3824 nucleotides. It is a transcript of the gene FAM194C, whose product is annotated as chromosome unknown C3orf20 homolog. NCBI's taxonomy places the organism in Eukaryota, Metazoa, Chordata, Crocodylia, Alligatoridae. Bases 1033 to 3645 code for a protein of 870 amino acids. The transcript is spliced from 15 exons. The record is from RefSeq and is a predicted model, not a curated record.